This is a messenger RNA of Lycium ferocissimum, 6031 nucleotides long. RefSeq names its product DNA glycosylase/AP lyase ROS1-like. Gene Ontology annotation, biological process: base-excision repair. The record is from RefSeq and is a predicted model, not a curated record. Lineage: Eukaryota; Viridiplantae; Streptophyta; Magnoliopsida; Solanales; Solanaceae. The coding region runs from base 367 to 5817 and encodes 1816 amino acids. The transcript is spliced from 20 exons. Gene Ontology annotation, molecular function: 4 iron, 4 sulfur cluster binding; DNA N-glycosylase activity; DNA demethylase activity.
UUACUAUGUUUAAUUAUUUACAGUUUACCGAUAAUAAAAGUUAUCGGUUCAAUGAGCUUUUUUUGUUUCAGUCUAUGAAUAAUGAUGCCUUGUGAGUUUCAGUUUAGCUUCUUCCCUACUUUCUCUCACACCCUUUAAUGGAAUCUCUCUAAUUCCUUAGAUCUCCUUCAAAGAUCCAUUUUUCAGGAUAAUUUCCUAAAAACAAAAUUGGUACUGUAGAAUUAAUAACCUUCUUGAAGUCCUGCCUCUUUUUCUAUGCUAUGCUGGACAUGGUUGAGUUUUCUCAUAAGAAAUUCAUGAUGCCAAAUUGAAGAAAAUAAAAAGGGAGUAAAGAUUGGAUUUUUACCAGUUUCCAGAGCUUGCAGAAUGGAUACAGGCCAAGGCAAUUCAUGGAUUCCAGCAACUCCGGGGAACCCAAGUUUUGCGAAAUCGGCAACAAUUUGCAGUAACAGGCAGGAAAACCAGCAAGCUAAUGUUGAUUGGUCAGAUUUGCAAAGAAAGCAAGAAGCUCAAAAUGCUGCAACAUACCAUGGUUCAACAAGUUCAGUAACAGUAGAUCAGUGCUUCACCACCAUGGAAGCAGCAGUAGGAAUGAAGUCUAAUAUGUAUGGUGGUAUAAAGAUGGACAAUAACUUAUCUAGUGAUAAUGUAGACAUGUGGGGCAAUAUGUCUUUUGGAGAUUUAUUGGCAAUGGCUCAUGCUGGUGGCACCACGCUAGCAGAUGAAACAACUUAUAGCGUGAAGAGUUCUUUCAAACCGCUAAUAAAUCCUCAGAAUGCAGAUGAAAGCUCUAUUUUUUCCAGCUUCCCUUUCAACUUGAAUUCACCACCAGUAAUGACGGAUGCAGCCUUGAGCAGCAACAUCCCGUCCCAGUUCGAACCAGUAACACCAGAUGUGAUGAAGAGUAAAGGGCAAGAAUCUAAUGCAUCAGAUGACAUUAAUGAUACAACACUAGCAAGAGGUAUACAGUCAAAUGAGGAUACAAUAAAGAGAGCUGAAGCAAAUGAACUCCAACAGAAUAAAGAGCAGUCAGAGCUGAUCUUGGAUCAAUCAGAAUUACAGGAGUAUCAAAAGCCGGACAAGACAGGCAAACAGGAUACUGAACUGAUGAACAAUACACCAGAGCAAAAACCAAGAAGAAGAAAGCACAGGCCCAAAGUGAUUAAAGAAGGCAAGCCUAAAAGGACUCCUAAACCAAGAACCGAAAAGCAGCCUGGUUCAGAGGAGACAAAAACAGAAAAGAGGAAGUAUGUCCGAAAAAACAAGGUUGGCAGACCUACAGCCACUUCUGCAGAAGAGGUUAACAAUACAAUUUGUCACGAGGAAAAGCCUCCUAGUUCCGAAAAAAACCCACCUGCAAAAAGGAAGUAUGUCAGAAGAAAUCAAGUUAACAAGAGCGCGGAAAAACCAUCUGAAGAGGGAAGCAGUGUAACAAUUGGCAGACCUGCAGCCACUUCCACAGAAGAGGUAAACAAUACAAUUUGUCACGACGGAAAGCCUCAUAGUUCCAAAGAAACCCCAAAAGCAAAAAGGAAGUAUGUCAGAAGAAAUCAAGUUAACAAGAGCACAGAAAAACCCGCUGAAGAGGGAAGCAGUGCAACAAUUGACCCGACAGAAGUUUCUCUUCCUAAAAAAUCCUGCAGGAAAUCGUUGAAUUUUGAAGUCCAAAGCCAAGCAAGUGAAGAGAACUCAUCAUACAGGACCUCAACUUUGGAUUUGCAUGCGAAUAAUUCCGGGUCAAAUGAACAAUCUGCAGAGUCUGCACGGCUUGGACAAGGAAAAGAUGCCACAAGUCAAGAGACAGAAGUGGGCAUAACUUAUGACAUCACCUGCUCCCUGAACCAGAAUGUGAGAAAUUACAUAUCACAGCCUAGAUUGCAAUACCCUGUUCCUCCAACUCCAGACAAGGUUGGCUUGAAUCAUGACAAAGUCAUGUUUGUUAAUCAAAAUGAAAGCACAAGAGGAAAUAGUAGAAUCAUUUGUUCAGAUUUAACUCAUGAUAAACAGGCAAGCAUUCUACAAAUGACACCUCAGAGCCCGAGUUGUUCCAACUACAGCAGCACUGCAUCCUUGCCACAUGGGAAAGGCUUGAAAAGACAGCACACGUGUAUAACUGAUGAAGCACAAUGCUACAGAAUAAAUGCCAGAGGAGCGUAUUUCAAUUCUAUGCAAGCCUAUCAAGCAAUCCUUCCAGCAAAUGAACUUGGCAUUUAUAAUAAUGUAGGGAUGCAUUUUCCCUCUAUUUACCCGCAAAUGAGAGCAGGAAAGGGUCACAGCUCAACAUCUUACAUUAAGGCUUUUACUGGUGAAACUACCUACAUGCCUUCAUCUCAGUGCAAUAUCAGUGGUUCCCCUAGCAACAAUUCUGCAACCAAUAUACCCAAUAACAGAAUGUGGAAUUCCAAUGUUAUGCCAGCAGUUGUGGGAGCAGAGAGGUUAAUGCAGUGGAGAUCAAACGGUGCAACUCAAGUACAUGACUUAGCAUCUCUGCAUGAAAUUUACAGACAAUUUCCAACUUCUACAUCCAACGAAGCAACAAAACAUGGAUUUGGAGAAAUAUAUAAAAAUUCACAUCCAUCCAAUGCAUGCAUGGGAGCUCCAAUUGUGGAAACCGGAGAAGUAACGAAGAAAAAAAAGAAGUCAAAGACAAGCAUCCUUGUCAACUCGGCAGCUUCCAAUAUGUAUACUCAUCAAAAGUUCACAAAAAAAGCAAGGGGUUCUCUGCCAGCUUUAACAUGGAGAGGCAUGUCUCCAAUCGAGGAAAUUGCAGAACGCUUGCGGCAUCUUGAUUUAAAUAGAGAAAGCAGCCAGAAUCAAGGUCAAUAUGGAAUCAUCACCUACAACACCAAGUUUCAAGGGGAGAAUGCCCUUGUUCUUUAUCAAAGAGAUGGAAGUAUUGUCCCUUUUGGAGGUUCGUUGGUUAGAAAACGAAAACCGCGGCCAAAAGUUGAUGUUGAUGAAGAGACUGAUAGGGUAUGGAAACUUUUGCUGCAAGAUAUCAACAGUGAAGGCAUUGAUGGAACAGAUGAAGACAAGGCAAAAUGGUGGGAGGAAGAACGUAGAGUGUUUAAUAGUAGAGCAGACUCAUUUAUUGCACGAAUGCGUCUUGUCCAAGGAGACAGGCGCUUCUCACCUUGGAAGGGAUCUGUUGUGGACUCCGUGGUUGGGGUAUUUCUUACACAGAAUGUUUCAGAUCACCUUUCUAGCUCUGCAUUCAUGUCACUCGCUGCUCACUUUCCUCUGAAGACAGACAGUACUCAGAAGCAUGAAGGAAACACAGGUAUUAUUAUUGAAGAACCCGAAGAGUGUCCAACAGAUCCCAAUGUUUCAAUCAGAUGGUAUGAAGAUCAACCAAAUCAGUCAACCCAUUGUCAGGAUUCUUCAGGAGUCUAUAAUACAGAUUCAAAUGAAGAAAAAGCAGCCGUCGAUGGUUCUGAAUCAAGUGAAAAUAGCACACAAUGCAUAAAGUCGGCAGACUGUUCUGUAAUUCUGCAAUCAGAUUCUUCUGGAGAAGGCUCAGAUCUGUAUCAGGAAUCAACAGUUAUGGGUUUCGGAGAUCGAAAAGAAUUGAAUGAUUUGCCUUCUUCUCCGAGUUCUGUAGUUUCUUCUGAGAACUCUGCAGUUAUUCAAGCUUCAGAAAGAGCUGACUCAAGCAACUUUUGCAGCUCCACUUCUUUUUUGAAGCUAUUACAGAUGGCAGGGACUUCAGGAGCACAAGGAACCGGGUGCACUGAACAUUUUCAAGAAGGUGAAAACUUUCCAUUCCUUGGCAAGGAACUUAGUGCCCCGAAACAAAGUGGAUUGUCGGUAGAAUUGGCACAUCCAGCACUGUACGCAACGAACCCUCAAAAUAAGUUGGACAUAGAGAGAGUUAAUGAUGCAGAAGUCAAUGUUGAACUACAAUUUCAAACUGAAGAUACCAAUUGCAAUGUCCAGCAAGUUCCAGAAGCGCCAUCCUCUUCAGAAACCAUUGUAGAUGUCACAGAAAGGGCCAGCAUAGUUUUUGAUUCAUGUAAGUCAGAGCAAAGAGUUGUGGAGUCGAACUUGAAAAAUGACAAUAAUCAUGUUUGUAGCAAAAUAGACAGUGUAAAUGACAAUCCUUCUAAAGGGAAAAAUGGACGACUUGGGAAGGAGAAAGAGAAAAUCGAUUGGGACAGCUUACGGUUACAGGCCCAGGCCAACGGCAAGAAAAGAGAAAGGACAACAAACACAAUGGAUUCACUGGACUAUGAAGCAGUGAGGCGUGCAAGUGUCAAUGAGUUAGCCCACACAAUUAGAGAACGAGGAAUGAACAACAAGCUGGCAGAGAGAAUCAAGGCUUUUCUUGACCGGAUUGUUAGUGAACAUGGAAGCAUUGAUCUUGAAUGGCUGAGAGAUGUUCCACCAGACAAAGCCAAAGAGUAUCUAUUGAGCAUAAGGGGCUUGGGUCUGAAGAGUGUGGAGUGUGUGAGACUUUUAACACUUCACCACCUUGCUUUCCCUGUUGACGUGAAUGUAGGACGUAUAGCUGUUAGACUAGGGUGGGUACCCCUGCAGCCGUUGCCCGAGUCACUACAGUUGCAUCUUCUGGAACUGUACCCAAUACUGGAGUCGAUUCAACAGUACCUAUGGCCACGUCUCUGCAAGCUUGAUCAAAGAACAUUAUAUGAGCUACAUUACCAUAUGAUCACCUUUGGAAAGGUCUUCUGUACAAAAAGCAAACCCAAUUGCAAUGCAUGUCCACUGAGAGGAGAAUGCAGACACUUUGCGAGUGCAUUUGCAAGUGCAAGGCUUGCCCUUCCCGCGCCGGAAGACAAAAGCAUUGUGUGUGCAACAGAAAACAAAGCCGCUAACAACAAUCCAAGGGAAAACUUCACUCACCUGCCUCUGUCAUUACCUCCUGGGAAUCAACAACCAGUGGAGCAUCAGAAAUUGAUCAACUCAGCUCCUAUUAUUGAAGUGCCAGCAUCACCAGAGCCCAUUGUUGAAGUUCCUGCCACACCUGAGCAAGAACAAAUACAAGCACCAGAAACUGACAUAGAGGACUUUGAAGAUCCUAGUGAGAUUCCUAUAAUUGAAUUGAAUAUGGCAGAGUUCACUCAAAAUGUAAAGAAGUAUGUGGAAAAAAAUAUGCAGCUUCAACAGGUAGAAAUGUCGAAUGCCUUAGUAGCCUUAACUUCAGAAGCUGCAUCAAUUCCCACUACUAAACUUAAGAAUGUUAGCCGGCUCAGAACAGAACACCAAGUCUAUGAACUUCCAGAUUCUCAUCCUCUUUUGGAAGGGUUGGACAAAAGAGAACCAGAUGAUCCUUCUUCCUAUCUUCUUGCUAUUUGGACACCGGGUGAAACAGCAGAUUCUAUGCAACCUCCAGAAACUCAGUGCAACUCUCAAGAAUCUGGAAUUCUAUGUCAAAAUGAGACGUGUUCCUCAUGCAACGGCAUACGUGAAGCACAUUCUCAAACAGUAAGAGGAACUCUUCUGAUACCAUGUCGAACAGCUAUGAGAGGAAGCUUUCCGCUCAAUGGUACAUACUUUCAGGUCAAUGAGGUGUUCGCAGACCAUGACUCCAGCCUUAACCCAAUCAAUGUCCCAAGGGAUUGUCUGUGGAAUCUCCCACGGAGGACUGUCUACUUUGGAACCUCAGUAGCCACGAUAUUCAAAGGCCUAACCACAGAAAGCAUCCAACACUGCUUCUGGAGAGGGUUUGUUUGUGUGCGGGGAUUUGAUCAGAAGUCACGAGCACCUCGACCGCUGCUGGCAAGAUUUCACUUUCCAGCCAGCAAGUUAUUAAAUAAGGGUAAAGGAAAAACAAAUGAUGACAAAGGAGUAGCCACCUGAAUAUAGCUACCCAGGUACUCAGGCCAAAGCCAAACAAGCUAACAACAUUCAAUAUGAUGCACUUCUAAACCAGAUGGUGAAAAGAAGAUAGGUAUCUGGUUAACUUGUAAAUGAGAUGAUAAUUUUUUUUUUUUUUUGUAGCUAAAAGUUAUGGAGUUUCUUUAGUUAGCAAGUUUAUUGAUCUAUUCAAUCAGUUUGUUCCCAUUUAGUUCAA